AUGUUGUCGAAUCCUCUUCAACGAUACUCUCCAUAUCAAAACCUCAACCAGUCCCCGGUCGGCCCUAACGGGCAAACUCAACAGUCAUCCCUAACACACCAUGGCCUCGAUUCACUCGGUCAGGCCACGCAAUACAAUCUUCAACUUCAACAGCAUGCCGCGAUGCAGGAUCCUCAGCUGGCUAGAGUAGCACCACAGCCCAAACAGCGGCAACCGAGCUUUGGUUCCAGUGGGCGAGGGACCUCAGGGCAGGUCAGGCGAAGGAUCAGUCGUGCCUGUGAUCAAUGCAAUCAGCUAAGGACAAAAUGUGAUGGUCAACAUCCUUGCGCCCAUUGUCUUGAAUUUGGGCUUGGCUGCGAAUAUGCUCGAGAAAGGAAGAAACGCGGGAAAGCGUCUCGGCGAGAUCUGGCGGCCCAGGCAGCAGCUCGUGCUGCGGCAGAGUCAACUAACGGGCAGAGACGAGGCUCGAACAGUGGUGGCGAUGGGUCUAUGGAAUCAGAAGUGCAGCCGAGCGUGGACUCAGUUUCGAAACACACCGAAAACCAAAAUCACGAACUCAACCAGCAUGAAGCGGAUAACUCUGUGGAUCAAUUUGAAGAAUCCGCCAUGGCCGCAGCGUCUGCGACCGGAGUCGAAGAUUCAAUUCGCGUCGAUCAUCAUGGAUUAGAAAAUGGCCAUGUGGACAACGCACAAGCGAUCGAUAUGAACGGAUUCGCAAACAUGCCCCAUGGUUUUGAAAGGCAAGAUAUCGGCGCACAGCUUAUGGAAAGCCGCCCGUACGAAACCCAUCAAGGCCAUCCUCUUGCAGGGUAUCAAGAAUUACCUUUUCCUAUGCAAGAUCAAAGCCCCCCGAAUUUCCAAACGAAUGGCGGAUUUCGGAUAGGGAACAGUCCCCUUGGAGGUUAUGCGAUUGGUGCGGGGGCGCCAUCUCCCGGCUGGGGUAUACCUUUCUCAUCACCACCGGCGGCUGCGUUUGGCGGUAGUCGGGUUCACCAAGGCAGUUUCGAUUCCACCCACCAGAAUGGCCCAAGCAUGCGGUAUCCGGUUCUUGAACCAUUACUUCCACAUCUCGGAAACAUCUUGCCGAUUUCACUAGCGUGCGAUUUGAUCGAUUUGUACUUUGCUUCGUCCUCGUCUGCGAAAAUGCACCCAAUGUCACCAUAUGUGCUAGGCUUCGUCUUCCGCAAGCGUGCUUUCUUGCACCUAACGCGACCACGGAGGUGUCAACCUGCGCUUUUAGCCAGUAUGCUAUGGGUUGCUGCUCAGACGAGUGAUGCUUCUUUCUUAACCAGCAUGCCUUCCGCCCGAAGCAAGACGUGUCAAAAGCUCUUGGAGCUCACGGUUGGCUUACUUAACCCUUUGAUACACGUAUCUGCAGGCCAGCCUUCUCCAGGAACACAUCCUGGUACCCAAGGGGCCGUGUCACUGGGUGGGCUCGGUGUCGCCCUGCCCGGUUCCAUCAGUAUGAGCGCUUUGACAGGCGAGUCUGGUGCAUUUGGUGCUGCGGGUAGCCUGGACGAUGUUAUUACUUAUAUUCACUUGGCCACCGUUGUUUCUGCUAGUGAAUACAAGGGCGCUAGUCUGAGGUGGUGGAACGCAGCAUGGUCUCUUGCUCGAGAGUUGAAGCUUGGUCGUGAACUACCCCCGAGCGCAAUGCCCCUGCAUUCUGACCAGGGAGACCUUGAGACGGAUGGCUUGGAUGAGCACGACCUUCAUCGGAAUAAUUCGAAUUUUGUCACUGAAGAAGAACGGGAAGAGCGGAGACGCAUAUGGUGGCUUGUUUACAUUGUUGACAGACAUUUGGCUCUCUGCUACAAUCGCCCUUUAUUUCUUCUUGACAUCGAAUGCGAAGGGCUUCUACAGCCACUAGACGAUUCGGAAUGGCAGAGGGGCGACUUCGGCAGCUCAUGUAACGCCAAGAUCGAUCCCAAUGUCCUCAAUCCGAUACCCGAAGGGUCAACUGCGGACUUGAUCCGGCCACGUGGGCCAGGAUUCGACUGCCGAGGGCAUGGAAUAUUUGGCUAUUUCUUGCCGCUUAUGACGAUUCUCGGUGAAAUUGUUGAUUUGCAUCAUGCGAGGAAUCACCCCCGUUUCGGAGUCGGAUUUCGAUCUAACGGCGAGUGGGACGAACAAACGGCCGAAAUUGCGCGUCACCUGGAGAUGUAUGAGCAAACCCUGAAAGCGUUUGAGCAGCACAACCUGCCCAAAUCUUGCGAUGACAAGGGCGAGUCUGGCCUCGGUCAUCACGAGGAUAUGGGCGGUGCGAGCGUAGAAGCAUCAACCCCUUCUGUCAAAUCAGUUCACACAAGCUCGUCUGGCCGGAUGACGGAGAGUGAUAUUCAAACUCGUAUCGUCAUUGCAUAUGGCACACACGUGAUGCAUGUUUUACAUAUUCUACUUGCAGGAAAAUGGGACCCUAUUAACCUAAUUGAUGAUGAAGAUCUCUGGAUCUCUUCGCAAGGCUUCAUCACGGCUACUAGUCAUGCCGUAUCAGCGGCUGAUGCUAUCAGCCAUAUAUUGGAAUUCGACCCUGGCCUGGAAUUCAUGCCUUUCUUCUUCGGCAUCUAUUUGCUCCAAGGCUCUUUUCUUCUUCUCUUGAUAGCAGACAAGUUACAACUUGAUGCAUCGCCAAGCGUUGUCAGAGCUUGUGAGACCAUUGUCCGGGCGCACGAAGCUUGCGUUGUAACCCUAAGCACCGAGUACCAGCGAAACUUUAGUAAAGUAAUGCGGAGCGCCUUAGCCCAAGUACGAGGUCGUGUACCGGAGGAUCUCAACGAACAAAAUCAAAGGCGGCGAGAAUUGCUGGCAUUAUACCGAUGGACUGGGGAUGGCACUGGACUGGCUCUGUAA
This is a messenger RNA of Clonostachys rhizophaga, 2850 nucleotides long. The record is from the annotation of a GenBank genome assembly. NCBI's taxonomy places the organism in Eukaryota, Fungi, Ascomycota, Sordariomycetes, Hypocreales, Bionectriaceae.